Podarcis lilfordi (Lilford's wall lizard) is the source of this 312-nucleotide messenger RNA. Lineage: Eukaryota; Metazoa; Chordata; Lepidosauria; Squamata; Lacertidae. The record is from the annotation of a GenBank genome assembly.
AUGGUCAUGCAAUCCUCUCUGCCCUGCCCUGGGGUGGAUAAUUUCACAGGCAAACUCACUCAGCAGCUGCGUGGGGGUGGGGGAUAUUUUUGCUCCAACUCACAAAACUACUCUGCCCCCACCCCUUGCAGGGGUGUUCUGAAGUGCUUGAAGUUUACCUUUUCCCCACUGUUGGGUUUUUGUGAGGGUGAUUUUUGCUUGCAACCAUGGAAGGUCUGGGGUACUGUGGGGAGGGGCUGGGAGGGAAAUAUCCUGUCUCUUGGUGGGGGGACAGGAGGUGCUAAUGGGAGGGUAGGCGUUUGUAGCUCGUAA